AUGAAGUUCACACGCGCGCUCGCCCUUGGCUCUAUCUGCUUGUCUGCUGUGUUCGCAGCUCCUGUCUCGGAUUUUGACGCGAAUGUCGCCAAGGGAUUGCGUCUCAUUCAGACUUCAGAGGACACCGCACCCUUCUGGGCAACAGAGGACCAGAAGCUUGAUCUCCUCCGUGCAGACAAAGGCUUUUUCGACUUGACUGAGACAUACCACCAAGUCGAGGAGCAAAAGGCUAAAGGCAUCAAAGCGAUUGUUGAGCGAGCGACCUAUCCAUCCCCUUCAAAGAGUUCCACCGUCAAGUCAAUCAUCUCCACUCUUUCGACUUCUCGCAUGCAAAGCAACCUCGCUACUUUGACAUCCUACAACAAUCGUUAUUAUACUAGCAGCACCGGCUCCUCUUCUAGCACAUGGAUAUACAACCAACUUGUUUCGAUUGCCAGCGGCAAGAGCGGCAUUACUGUCUCCCAAUACAGCCAUUCGUGGGCCCAAAAAUCUAUUAUCGCCAAGUUCAACGGCGCCUCGACUUCUGCCGCCGCUGUAAUCUUUGGCUGCCAUAUUGAUUCGAUCAACCUCAGCUCGCCCUCCUCGGGACGUGCUCCAGGUGCGGACGACAAUGGAACCGGCACUGUAAACUUGAUAGAAGUGUUCCGUGCUCUCGUUACUGCUGGUUUUUCUCCUGCCCGCCCCGUUGAGUUCCACUUCUAUGCGGCCGAAGAGGUUGGUUUGCUUGGAUCCCAGGCGAUUGCGGCCAACUACAAGAGCUCGGGCAAGGCUGUUUAUGCCAUGAUCAACCUGGACAUGACUGGAUAUUUCAAGCCUGGUUCGACAGAGGUCAUUGCUCUCGUCACCGACCGAGUUGAUUCUGGCCUCAACACUUACCUCCGUUCGUUGAUCUCCGCCUACUGCUCCAUUCCUGCUGGUACCGACUAUUGUGGCUAUGCUUGCUCCGAUCAUGCUAGCUGGAAUACUCAAGGCUACCCUGCGGCCUUCCCCUUCGAGGCCCCUACCGUUUCCGAGAACCCGAAUAUCCACUCUUCAUCCGAUACUACCUCUGUCAACGGUUUCUCCUGGACCCACUCGUUGGAGUUUGCCAAGCUCGCAACUGCGGCGGCUGUCGAGCUCGGAUCGGUUUAA
Rhizoctonia solani is the source of this 1131-nucleotide messenger RNA. RefSeq names its product Peptidase family M28 protein. The coding region runs from base 1 to 1131 and encodes 376 amino acids. The transcript is spliced from 6 exons. NCBI's taxonomy places the organism in Eukaryota, Fungi, Basidiomycota, Agaricomycetes, Cantharellales, Ceratobasidiaceae. The record is from RefSeq and is a predicted model, not a curated record. Gene Ontology annotation, biological process: proteolysis. Gene Ontology annotation, molecular function: metalloexopeptidase activity.